AUGUCCAGCAAGUACCAGAAACGAAAAGAAAGAGAAAACAGAAGCAAAGACGUUCUUCAGUUAUUGUGCGGAUUUACAUUUAUUACCACCUGUACUGGUGUCCAUUUGAGAAAUGUCAUAUCUGACGCAUCGUCCAGACACAGGUUUGAACCGCCAAAACCGAGCUUACCAGACAGGAAAGGUAACGACCUAAAGGCAUCAACGACCCAUAUCGAAACUAAAGGAACUAAUUCCGAUAAAGAUGCUGCUAUAGCACUGCCACUUGUAGAGGCGCGAGAAUCAGAUGCGCAAGGCCAUGAUGUUGAAAAGGAACAUUUACAACAUCAUGUUGUAAAUGAUGAACCAAACGGUGAUAUUCACUCAAAGACGAACGAGUUGGCACUUCAUGGCAAGCUUAACACCGGUGCUGAAACAGGUACUGUAGAUUCUACAGGCGAAAGAGAAAAGAAAGCGCCAGGAACUAAUCAUGAAAAUACCGCAGAUGAAACAGAAAACAAAGGGUCUGGAACUAACGGUGAAACAAUUGGAGAAACAGAGCCUGAACAGGUGACACAAGACGAGACACCAGAGGGUAAGCCUCGCCCUAAACCAUUCAAGAAGGUUGAAAUGAACGGAUAUGUGUACUAUUAUUAUGAGGAUGGGGCAUUUGAUCAAAGUGAUGUCAUUGACGGCACAGCAGUAUCGGAUGACCAAUAUUAUUGGGACGAAGCAUCUGAGACUACACCUGAAGGUAGUUCCACAGAAGCUGGUAAGUCAGAAGAACAAAAGACACAUCCUUUGGUAGAUGGUGAAUCUGUAAGCCACCAGCAAUUAGGAAUUUCGGGGACAGACGACCAUGUAGAUCUUGCAAAUACAGAAGCAGAUACCGAGCAUAAUGAUAUGAAUGGAAACAUCCAUGCCACACGAACUACCCAGUCGAACACAGACGGAAUCACCCAAACAACUCAUGAAAACGUGAAUAACAAGGCGCAUGUAGAAUCCAAAAGUGAAAACAUUUCACAGCAAGAAAAUCAUGACACCGUGAAUGACAAUAAACACCAAAAUAUCAGAAGCAUAGACGAAAGUAAACACAUAACAAUCAAUGAACAUUCCCCGGGUACAAUAAACAAUCCGGGCCAAAAUGAUUUCCAACAUGUAGAUACUUCUAUUAAGAACGACCCGGAAGAUACACAACCGAACCAUGCUACAGGUCAAACAUUUGCUCAGCUUGGAAUCAACAAUCAGGGGAAUGGCAACAGCAACAGUGUCGAUAAUAAUAACGACUUCAGUCAAGCCGUAGAUACAUCUCAUGUUGAUAAUAACAUCCCUACUCAUGGAGGCACACAGUUUCUUGGCAAUAAGAACAACGAUUUCAGCCACGUUGUUGAUACAUCCGAUGCUGAUAAAGAUUCCCCUUCACAUGGAGACACACAGUUUCUUGGAAAUAAGAAUACUUUAAAAGAACCUGAUCAAAACACAGAAACACACCGAUAG
Messenger RNA from Mya arenaria, 1473 nucleotides. RefSeq lists its product as uncharacterized. The record is from RefSeq and is a predicted model, not a curated record. The coding region runs from base 1 to 1473 and encodes 490 amino acids. NCBI's taxonomy places the organism in Eukaryota, Metazoa, Mollusca, Bivalvia, Myida, Myidae. The transcript is spliced from 3 exons.